AAAACAUUUGAUACAAAACAUCUUCCGGCGCACGGAAGAUGUCAUUCUGUAUGUUAGGAUCGUUCACACCAGUAACAGAUGACAAAGAAGACUAUUUAAGAAAGCUGGUAGUAAACAAAACGGAAUUUAGUGCUAAACGUGAUGUAAAACGAUCCGAAAUACUAUGGCAAUCAGCACCACGAUGCUAUUUUUCAUUGUGUAAUCCCGCUGUGGUCAUCCGGCUAGUUUUCAGAACUCAACAUUUAUUAGUCGCGAAAAGUCAGCUAAGUUUCAAACUUCUUUUAUUUCGUGAAGCUUUAUCUUCUAGAUUAGUGUCAUACAUCUUUGUGUUAACUAAUUUUAUCACAGUUUUUAUUUUUUCGUAGCGAAAUAUCUCAUAUACUUAUCCAUAUGUAGCAUAAAAUGACUUAAGUUCGAUCAUAGUUACAGAAAUUAGUUUCUUUCAAACAACUACAUGAUCACUAUCACUUUUAUACUUCGAUAAUCAUGCAGCCACUUCCUUCUGAAGUAUACCAUUGAUAUCACUUUAAGUUGUAUGAUGUAUUUCAUUUAUUUA
This is a messenger RNA of Schistosoma guineensis, 556 nucleotides long. Lineage: Eukaryota; Metazoa; Platyhelminthes; Trematoda; Strigeidida; Schistosomatidae. The record is from the annotation of a GenBank genome assembly.